Molecule: messenger RNA, 1605 nt
Organism: Rotaria sp. Silwood2
Lineage: Eukaryota; Metazoa; Rotifera; Eurotatoria; Philodinida; Philodinidae
Source: the annotation of a GenBank genome assembly
AUGAGUUAUAAAAAUUCAAAUAAUUUAUCGUACGAUAAAUAUGCUGAACAUCAAGAUCGAACUAGCUUAGGUAAAUUACGUUCAAAAUAUUGGACAACAAAACAACUUGUUAUUAAAAAACUUGGUCGAGAAGAAGAUGAAUUUAUAAUUGCAUCGGAUGCUGAUGUUGAUGCUAAACUUGAAUUACUUUAUACAAUAAAACGAUCAUGUCAUGAUUUACUUCGUAUUAUGGAACAUUACCAAAAAAAUGUUCUUUUUCUUUCUCAUGAAGAAACAGAUAUGGCUCGAUUUUUAAAAGAUUAUGCACAAAUGGAUAAAACUCGUGCAGGUAAAAUGAUGGCAAGUGUAUCAAAGGUACUUGCUUAUACAGCACAACAACGUUUAACUUUACGACAACCAUUAUUACGUUUACAUAAUGAAAUUGAAACAUUUCGUCAUCGAGCAGUAACAGAUACAUUCACAACAGUAAAACGUAUGGAAACAGCAAGAACAGAAUAUCGUGGAAGUAUUUUAUGGUUAAAAGAUGCAUCAGUACAACUUGAUCCAGAAAAACAAUUAGAAAAAUUUCGUCGAGUACAAAGUCAAGUAAAAACAACGAAAACUGAAUAUGAACGAUUAAAAUCGGAUGUUAUACAAAAAAUUGAUCUACUAACAGCUAGUCGAUGUAAUAUGUAUUCACAUGUAUUAGCUGCUUAUCAAAAAAAUUUACUUAGCUUUUGGGCUAAAACAUCAAAGAUAAUGUCAGCUGUUGCUGAAUCAUUUCAAGGUUAUCAACAUUAUGAAUUUACUAUUAUUAAAGAUCUUGCUGAACCAAGUCGAUUGUUAGCUGAAAUGAAUUCAAGUUCAUUUAUAGAUAAAACCAAACAAGAUGAAAAAAAAGUAACAACAACAGAUGAUGCACUUAUUGAUAUUAAUGAAUCAAUCGAUAAUUCAACAAAAGAACAAACAACAUCAACUAAUGUUACUCAAAAGAAAGAAAUCAUUGAUCAAAUCGAACCAAUCAAUGCAUUAAUUGACAUAUCAGAUGUUCAACUUGAUGAUCAACUUCUUGAAAUAGAAAAAUUAACAACUAUUGAUCAAGCUGCAACAGCAGCAGCUAAUACAAAAACAACACCAAGUACAUCAACUAGUGGUGAUAAUCUUGUUGAUUUACUUGAUUCAUUUAAUGAAAAUGAAAAAUUGUUUGCUGAUUUUCUUUCACCAUUAUCAUCUGAAACUAAUAAUAGUAAUAUCAAUACUGAUCUUUUUGGAAUAAAUCAAAGUAAUAGUUUUGAUGCUGAUUGGACAGCAGCAUUUGGCAAUAAUAAUUCAAUAAGUCAACAACUUUUUCAAACAUCUACAGCUCAAGAUAAUUCUGGUGCAUUAAAUAAUAAUUUUCUUCCAUCAUCUCUUCUUAGUGAAUUAUUAGCAUCAACAAAUAAAGCCAAUAAACCAACAGUAGCAUCAUCAACAACAAGUUCAAAACCAAAACCAGCAACAACAACAUCAACAGGAAAAUCUACUGACAAAUCUAAUUGGUUUAAUUUAUUUGCUGAACUUGAUCCAAUUCAAAAUCCAGAUGCUAUUGGUAAAAUUUCUGGUGACGAAACUGAUCGUAAUUGUUAA